This is a messenger RNA of Diplodia corticola, 1164 nucleotides long. RefSeq lists its product as uncharacterized. The record is from RefSeq and is a predicted model, not a curated record. The transcript is spliced from 5 exons. Bases 1 to 1164 code for a protein of 387 amino acids. Lineage: Eukaryota; Fungi; Ascomycota; Dothideomycetes; Botryosphaeriales; Botryosphaeriaceae.
AUGCCGCUAGCGCGCAGACACUUGUUCACCGCGUUUCUAGUGGCUUCUUCAACCGGUGGCAACGUCGGGGCACGUGCAAGGAGUCUUAGACCUACAGGCAGCUGCCAGGAUGAGAGUCCGUGCGCGCAUACCUGCCUACUCAAGCUUUCAUCUCUCGCCCUCGCCCUCGCCCGUCCCUCCUCAUCCUCUCAACUUCAACCAACCCCCUCACUCUACAAGCUGUCUCAAGGACACAAAGGCAAAAGGCGCCCGCCGCUCACAGCGGUGCCCCAAGCGCUGUGGGCGGCAGCCGUGCGCCUCUUCCCGCCAACUGUGUGGCGGGGAUCGCUCCGUCCCAACCAAGCUAUGCCUGGCCGGGCCCGGUCUCGAGAUCCUACUCCGGAGCCAACCCCCUUGGGGGUUUGCUUGGGCAGAGACUGGGCUCGGCCCAGGCAUGAAAGAGACCGCGGCGUGGGGGCUGCCGGCCCAUCUGCUCUGCUCACCAAGGGCUGGCAGUCCCCCCAUCAUCUCGAAACCCACGGGAAAUGGGUUACGCCUUCUGGCGCAUGCCAGAACCCCCAACCACUCCGCGCCAGAACGGCGUUGGGGCCUGGGCUAGGCAACGACGACGAUUUCGGCAAAACGCGCCACGAAGCUCUCUCUACGCCGCUCGCACCAGACACAUUCACAAAAGCUGGCCACGGAGGUGGAAACCGGAACAAGGGCUUGUUGCCUCCGAUCAACUUCAUUUUCCUGCCUCCGAUCAACUUCAUCUUCAAGCUCCUUCGGAGCUCGGCAUCGAGUGGGCGGUUUGGUGCGCCGUCGAAAGCAGAUCAGUAUCUUACAUCCCCGGUCCCACCAGGGAGCCAAGGCCAAGGCCGAGGCCGAAGCCACUCUCCGGGCCCCUCGAGGUCAAGGAGUGCCCUCUCCUCCACAGACCGGGGUCCCCGGAAGCCCGAACAACUGUUAGUCCAACAGUGUUAUUCACAAGCGGCCGACGGCCGCUCGGUCGUCACCCUUGCCGCUCAGGGGAAGGCCGCUGCUACUGAAGCGGCCAUGGGGCCUGGACAGGCUAGCAUCGAGGCCAAAGCGUCUCUGGAGAGGUGCAAUGUUCAUGCACGGAUCCAGGUGCGUCGAGGCCUGGAAGAAUGGCGCGCUGCGCUACAAGGACCCCCGCGAGGGUGA